This is a messenger RNA of Chanos chanos (milkfish), 2752 nucleotides long. RefSeq names its product zDHHC palmitoyltransferase 1 (gene zdhhc1). The transcript is spliced from 11 exons. Gene Ontology annotation, cellular component: Golgi apparatus; endoplasmic reticulum. The record is from RefSeq and is a predicted model, not a curated record. Bases 496 to 2253 code for a protein of 585 amino acids. NCBI's taxonomy places the organism in Eukaryota, Metazoa, Chordata, Actinopteri, Gonorynchiformes, Chanidae. Gene Ontology annotation, molecular function: protein-cysteine S-palmitoyltransferase activity. Gene Ontology annotation, biological process: peptidyl-L-cysteine S-palmitoylation; protein targeting to membrane.
CUCAUUUAUUUCACGGUGACAAAAAGCGUUCCUUCAAACUUGUCAUUUAGCUAGCUCGCUAACUUUUGUUUGGCGCUGAGGUUUUUUAACUAAUGUCACUUUUCUUAGUUGAGUGGUUACAAGCCAACACAGUAGGAUAACUAGCUUGUUAUGGUAGCUUCUCGACUGCUGUACUGGGUGUGUAGUAGCUACUUAAGUCAGCUAAUAACACCUGAAACGCAUGUCAGUUUUCAUGGCUGUGGAUGCUUAGUAACGCCCAAGUGAUCCCUGAGUUCAUUAUGCUUCGGAGGGAUUUGAAGUCGUGCGCGGUCUUCACCACCAAAACUGCUGCUAACUUGCUUUGGUGACUGGCAGGCUUGGUAUAUUCACACCUGUGGGGGUGGACUAGCUAUGUCAGUUUUCAUAUUUGUGCUGAGGAAGAUGCGGUGGAAGAGCAUGGAUACCUACCCACAUCAUAUCCCCAAGUUUCACUGACGAGAAGUGCAUCCCUUGCUCAUGGAUGUCUGCAAUAAGAACCCCAAUCGCACAGCCCCUGUGAGCGAAGGAGGACCAAGACGAGGAGAUUUGCCUCUGUGUUCGCGCACCAACGGGUGGAGCUGGCCCCCACACCCCUUCCAGCUGCUCGCUUGGCUCCUGUACCUCUACUUCGCCAUCACCGGCUUUGGUGUCUUUGUCCCACUGUUGCCCACUCACUGGAUCCCUGCCGGCUACAUUUGCACGGGCAUCACGUUUGUGUGUCAUCUGUUUGUCCACCUCAUUGCUGUCUCCAUUGAUCCUGCAGACUACAAUGUUCGGGCAAAGAGCUAUAAAGGGCCCAUGCCCGUGUUUGACCGCACAAAACAUGCCCAUGUCAUUGAGAACUGCCACUGUUACCUCUGUGAAGUCGAUGUGGGUCCAAAAUCGAAACACUGCAGUGCUUGUAACAAGUGUGUGGCCAGCUUUGAUCACCACUGUCGAUGGCUGAAUAACUGUGUGGGCAGCAGAAAUUACUGGCUUUUCCUGAACAGCGUAAUAUCUGCCUUGCUGGGUAUAUUUUUGGUCGUGAUCAUCGCUAGUUACGUCUUUGUCGAGUUCUUUCUGGAUCCAUCGAAACUUCGAUCGGACAAGCACUUUCAAGUGAAGAAUGAGUCUGUGGUGUGGUUUGUGUUUCUCCCCGUGGCCCCAGUCUCCACUGCAGGUCCAGCCAUCCCUGCUCUGGCUGGCAUCACCAUAGCUCUUGGCUUACUGUCUGCCCUGCUCCUGGGCCAUCUACUCUGUUUUCAUAUUUACCUCAUGUGGAACAGAUUGAGCACUUAUGAGUAUAUUGUCCGCCAGAGACAUCGACAGGAAGCCAAGGAGUCCAGUAAAAGGCCCUCGGGCAGUGAGGUUGGAGCUCCCAAAAUAAAUCUCAUCAAGGAGGUGAAUUACUCUGGAACGCUGGGCUACACAAACCCUGAGAUGGAUGUGGAGGAUCCAACCACGAUGAGCUCGCGUGGAGCUCCAGAGUUCUACGCCAACGGGAGAGUGAAGAGUUCCUCCGAGAGGGUGGCCGACGAAGACCUCCUACCCACCGUCUCCUCAGAGCACGUACUGACCCCUCGCCCCCCCAAACACACACAGAAGAAGAAGAAGAAAGUGCGUAAAAUCCCUGCUGAGGUCAUUAAUGACCGAACCACUGAGACCAGCGCCGGCAGAACCACAGCCCAGCACUCUGCAGAGCAGGAGCCCUCCGUAGCGGCCAGCACUGUGACGUCCUCCCUGAGCCAACGCCUUCCCUUCCCAGCCUUCCCUCUGCGGGUGUCCCUGCCUCCCCUCGCCCCGGUGCAGGCUGCAGGUCCUCCUGCUGAGUAUCACUCUGACUCCGCAGAGUCUCUGGAGGAGAUCCCCGUGGCGCUGGCGCGGCUGGGAAGCGCGGCCGUGGUCGGGGCGUCGGCCGGCAUCUCCGCCCACACCGCUGCCGCUUCCUCUUCCUCCUCCUCCUCCCAGCAUGCUUUGGCCUCACCCGCGGCAACCCAGACCGUCCCGUCCCCCCAGCCCAGGACCAAGAGGAAGGCGGCGGCUCGGAAGGCGACGGCUGAACAGAAGUUCGAGAUGUCUCCCCAGCAACCCUCUGUGUUUCUGAGUCCCAGCAGCGGCGAGCCGGUCCUACCCCUGGAAGGCAACGGCAUCGAGGAGAAGCCCGCCGCCCCUGUGGGAAAACGCAAACAAACCAGCAAGAAGCGGAGCCUGGAAGAGCACAGACCCAACUCCAGGUCAGACAACCCACCGACGUAACGCUGCCUUCCCCAGGAUAGAACCUCUCACCUGGGCUGAACUCACAAGACUCUAAGGGUCCAUCUGGGUCUUACGGAAGUGUCAUAAGCUAAAAGAGAAUUGAAUUGCUGCUUUGGAAAUGAAUGAGCAUCCACAGCGACUAUCCAAGAUGUAGCAUUUGAAGCAUUUAACACAGCCUAUGCAAACACUACAGAAGACUAGAGAUGGGAACUUGAUACGUGGAGCUUUCACUGGAAGUCCUUUUUCUCACAAGUGCUGUGUAAAGUUUUAUGACAUUCGUCACUACAAAAAAAUAUUUCAAGUUACCACUACAACUAGUUAACACUUCAUUUACUCCAUAAUAAUUUCUCAUAUCAAUAGCACUGCACAAAUACUGUUUUACUUAAUUUAACAAUGCUUUUUAAAAAGAAAAAAAAAUCAACUAUUUAUUCAUAUUUAAUGCCAAAGGUUAUGUGUUGUGUACAAUCUUUUUAAAUUGAUAAACGCCUGUUUGACUGUU